Molecule: messenger RNA, 1974 nt
Organism: Coprinopsis cinerea okayama7#130
Lineage: Eukaryota; Fungi; Basidiomycota; Agaricomycetes; Agaricales; Psathyrellaceae
Exons: 10
Coding region: 1-1974 (657 amino acids)
Biological process (GO): DNA repair; DNA damage checkpoint signaling; mitotic DNA replication checkpoint signaling
Molecular function (GO): chromatin binding
Source: RefSeq, a predicted model, not a curated record
AUGGCGCCGAAAGCAGCUUCGCAGCCCGCGAAAAGGAAUGCAAAGUCAACAGCGAAAAUCAACACAGUAAAACUCGGCUCGCAGCCUAGUGGGUUCACAGGGAACAAGAGAUUCGAUCCGUUGACUGCAUUCCGAAAUACGCCUCCACCACCUCCGUCGAGCAGCGGUAGCGACCCAGGAUCAUCAUCGCAGGACACCAGAAAACGACCUGCAACGCAAACGCGAAACAGUCAGACAAAAGGGAAAACGAACAAAAAGGCCAAAACAGGCCAAACCAAACCAGGCGACCAACUGUGGGUUGACCUCCAUGAACCGGCGAGCGAGGCAGAACUCGCAGUCCAUGUUCGAAAAGUCGAAGACGUCCGCCGUUGGCUGAAGGAAGCGUACGAGGGAGGACCGUCGGGCAAACUUAAGAAAUACAGAAGAAUUCUUACCUUGACUGGUCCUGCAGGGACGGGGAAGACAUCUACAAUCAAGAUUUUGGCAAAGGAACUGGAUUUCGAGAUUGUCGAAUGGAGAAAUGCGAUUGGGGAGGUGACAUCCAGUUGGGGUCAGGAUUCGUAUUCUACAGGGCGAUACCAAGACUACGAUUCAGACAGCGAAACUCUAUUCACCAAAUUCGAGACGUUCUUCAACCGAGCGGCACGGUGUCAAGGACUGGCCUUCUCGGGCCCCUCCUCUUCGUCCAGUUCGUCAAAGGCCAAACGCCAACUCGUCCUCCUCGAAGACCUCCCCAACAUCCUCCAUCCAAAAACGCAAAGUCAAUUCCAUGAUUGCCUAAAGUCGUUGGUCGAGUCACCGGUUUCAGACCCACCCGUGCCCGUUGUCAUAAUCAUAAGUGACACUGGACUACGCGGGGAAGCGAGAGACGAGAGGAUAGCGGGAGGCUUUGGGUGGGGGAAGGAUAAAGAACAAGUUGUGGAUGUACGGUUCAACCCAAUAGCGCCAACUCUAAUGCGCAAAGCGCUCUCGAACAUGCUACAGGCCCACGCCAUGCACGAAGACUUUGUCGCCCCCUCAAAGCAAGCACUCGACAUCGUAAUCGAGUCCUCCAAUGGUGACAUCCGAAGCGCGAUUAUGGCUUUACAAUUCGCGUGUCUAGUACAAGGGCCAGCUGCGAAGAAGAGGGUAGGUGCUAACGCGACGACGGUAAUGGUCACCGAAGCUGUCACGCGACGCGAGCAGAGUCUGGCGCUAUUCCACCUCAUCGGCAAGGUUCUGUAUAACAAGCGCAAGGGGGAUCCAUCGAGCUCAUCUGCGUCAGCCAAGGAUAUUUUAAAAGAAAAAGAACUGGAUUCUCAGUUGCAAGAUCCACUCCCACUCCCUGCACACCUGGAGCACCACAACCGACGAGCGAGUCGCGUGGACGUCGACAGCAUAUACAAAGAUUCGCCCAUCGACUCGUCGCUUUUCUCGUUAUACAUUCACCAGAAUUACCAGCAGUUCUGUAAUGAAGUGGAGGAGAUUGGUGACGUUGCUGACUGGCUCAGUUGGGUGGAUUUGAGUGGCGGCGAAGCUUGGUAUCAAGCCAACCCACACCAAUUCCACCUCGUUGCCCUUGGGACGAUGCACUCGUUACCUUCCCCGGUCAUCCGACGAUCUCAGAAGAUCUAUAAACCCGAGUUCUUUGACGUGCUACAGAAGGAGAGGGACGCAAGGGAUGCGGUAAGGCUGGCCAAGGAGUGGAUAGUGGAAGAGGAUCUGAGGAAGGCAAAAUCCAGAAGGGCGCAGAGUGGGCGGCUGGAGCUCGAGCGAGGUGAUCCUCGAGUUGGGACCGAUGUUGAAAUUGAAGGACAGAAGUGCAGAUCGGCAGUCAAGACCGCCAAAGUCGCAUCGGCUAUUCUCGAGUCCAGUAUAGACGAGAAGGACGCGGCGGACGAGGUCCCGGAUGAAGAGGAGCUGGAACCAACAGUCGUUGCGGAAGAGUCGACUGGAGGUUGGCUUGAGAGCGAUGACAUCGAGGAGUUCGAUUAA